GCGGGCGAUGCGCGCGCAGCUCCGCGGCCUGUUUCUCUUUCUGAGGGAAGCGCCGGAGUGGAGUUGUCGGCCUUUCCUUGUCUCUUCGGCUGGCCGCCCGGUCUCCCCCUCACCAUGCAGGAACUCAUCGCCAACGUGGAGCACAUCAAGUUCGAGCUGGAGAUCGCGGUGGAGCAGCAGCUGGGCGCCCAGCCCCUCCCCUUCCCCGGGAUGGACAAAUCAGGAGCUGCUGUCUGCGAUUUUUUCUUAAAGUCAGCCUGUGGGAAAGGAGGGAUGUGUCCAUUCCGGCACAUCAGUGGGGAGAAGACCGUUGUCUGCAAACACUGGCUACGAGGGCUGUGCAAAAAGGGAGACCAAUGUGAAUUUCUGCAUGAAUAUGACAUGACCAAGAUGCCUGAGUGUUACUUCUACUCAAAAUAUGGGGAAUGCAGCAACAAGGAGUGCCCGUUCUUGCACAUUGAUCCAGAGUCUAAGAUCAAAGAUUGUCCUUGGUAUGAUCGAGGAUUUUGUAAACAUGGUCCGCUCUGCAGACACAGACACACACGACGUGUGAUUUGUGUCAAUUAUCUGGUGGGCUUCUGUCCAGAGGGCCCUGCCUGCAAAUUCAUGCACCCCCGAUUUGAGCUUCCCAUGGGAACCACAGACCAACCCCCACUACCUCCACCAACGCAACCACAGCAAAAGCCAAACAACAACCCGCCAUUGCAAAGGUCGUCCUCCCUCAUCCAGCUCACAAGCCUGAACUCUUCUCCCAACCAACAGCGGACUCCUCAGGUCAUUGGCGUCAUGCAGUCUCAAAGCAAUAGCAUCGGGAACAGAGGCCCUCGCCCGCUGGAGCAGGUCACCUGUUACAAGUGUGGUGAAAAAGGACAUUAUGCCAACAGAUGUACCAAAGGACAUUUGGCUUUUCUUAGUGGACAAUGAGCCGUGGUGAAAUUGUACAGCACUUUUUUUUAUGGGAGCCGGAUUGUAUAUACCACUUUCUUGGAACUGUUUCACGUCUUCUGAACGCCUGUCUCGAAAGGACUGGUUAACUGUGAACAACUGAUCUGUCGCCUUCUUUUUGUAUGUCUUAAGGAAAGAAGAUACAGCUAUUUAAGGACAAAUAAUAGCUUGUAUUUGCCUUUGUUUUUGGAGUAAUUGGGUGAAGACAAACCUAAUACAUAUGUCUCCUUACGA
This is a messenger RNA of Anolis sagrei ordinatus, 1179 nucleotides long. The record is from RefSeq and is a predicted model, not a curated record. NCBI's taxonomy places the organism in Eukaryota, Metazoa, Chordata, Lepidosauria, Squamata, Anolidae.